AUGACUGCUCAAACUCCAAAAACGUAUGACGAUUUAAAGGAUGCUUUUCAAUCUUUUAUUUCAAGAAGAGAUAAAGAUAGACAUAUGAACAUCUUUUGGGAAACUAAUCCUUCAAAAUUUGAUAAUGGUAAUCAAUCUUUAAUUGAAUUAUCUGGUGGGAUGCCACAUGAAUCAUUUUUUCCAAUUGAAUCAAUUAAUCUUAAUAUCUUAAAGGAACCUGUAUCAAAUGAUACUAUCGCUGCACUUGUAACAAAAGAGAAACCUGCAGCUUUACCAUUGGCAAGAACUUUACAAUAUUCAUUGUCCGAAGGGUUCCCUCCAUUGAUUGAAUUUGUUAAAAGAUUUAUCACUAAAUUAAACAACAUUCCUUUAUAUGAUACGAAUUUAUGGAAAGUCGUAUUGGCUGGUGGUUCAUGUGAUUCUCUUUUCAAAAUUUUUGAAACUUGUACAGACGAAAAUUCAACUGUAAUGGUAGAAGAAUUAACUUUUGUCCCUGUUGUUUCAAAUAUUAUUAAUACAGGUGCUAAAGUUAUUCCAUUAAAAUUGAAUUUAAAUAAUGAUGAUGAAGGUAUCGAUUUAAAUUAUAUGGAAUCAUUAUUAUCAAAUUGGGAAACUGGUCCAUAUAAACAUUUAAAUAGACCUAAAUUUUUAUAUACUAUUCCCACGGGUCAAAACCCAACUGGGUUAACACAAUCUGUUGAAAAGAGACGUAAAAUUUAUAAAUUGGCUCAAAGAUUCAAUUUCAUUAUCCUUGAAGAUGAUCCUUACGGUUAUUUGAAAUUUCCAAAAUAUAAUCACGAAAACCCAUUGGAAAACCCAUAUAAGGAUGAUCAAUCAAUUACUUCUGAAGAAUAUAUUAAAAAUACAUUAAUGAAAUCUUAUAUCAGUAUGGAUACUGAUGGUAGAGUCAUAAGAUUCGAAACAUUUUCUAAAAUAUUUGCACCAGGCAUGAGAUUAUCAUUUGUUAUUAUGAAUAAUUUCUUUUACGACAAAUUUUUGAAAUUUCAAGAAAUCUCAACAAGACAACCAUCUGGUAUUUCUCAACAAAUUGUUUAUUCAACAAUUCAUUCAAUGACAUCUUCCAAUUAUAAUAACGAUGUUAUUGAAUCAUGGUUACAAUGGAUUAUGAAAUUGGCUUGCAAUUAUACCGAAAGAAGAAAUGUUAUGUUACAAACACUUUACGAAUCUGAAUCAUUCAACAAAGCUCAAUUCUCUGUGGUAGAACCAUCUGCUGGGAUGUUUAUUAUUAUCAAGGUUAACUUUAAUGAAGCUAAAGGUGAUAUUAUUAGUCAAAUGGGUAAAUUGUUUAACUUAAUGGAUAGCAAUGGUGUAAGAGCCAUUUUAGGUUAUAAGAUGGCAUUUGAUCAAGAAUUUUCAAAAGAUCAUUUGAAUUUCUUUAGAUUGACAUAUGCUUAUGCAGAUGGCAAUAAUCAAAUUAAAGAAGCUAUAAGUAGAAUAAACAAAAGUUUGCUAGAAUAUUUUGAAUAA
Molecule: messenger RNA, 1488 nt
Organism: Maudiozyma barnettii
Lineage: Eukaryota; Fungi; Ascomycota; Saccharomycetes; Saccharomycetales; Saccharomycetaceae
Gene: ARO9
Product: aromatic-amino-acid:2-oxoglutarate transaminase
Exons: 1
Coding region: 1-1488 (495 amino acids)
Biological process (GO): aromatic amino acid catabolic process; L-tyrosine biosynthetic process
Molecular function (GO): aromatic-amino-acid:2-oxoglutarate transaminase activity; L-2-aminoadipate:2-oxoglutarate transaminase activity; pyridoxal phosphate binding
Source: RefSeq, a predicted model, not a curated record